This is a messenger RNA of Oryzias latipes (Japanese medaka), 2060 nucleotides long. RefSeq lists its product as uncharacterized. Lineage: Eukaryota; Metazoa; Chordata; Actinopteri; Beloniformes; Adrianichthyidae. The record is from RefSeq and is a predicted model, not a curated record.
ACAUCCCCACACCAUGACACCACCACCACCAGCCUGAACCGUUGAUACAAGGCAGGAUGGAUCCAUGCUUUCAUGUUGUUCUGACCCAACCAUCUGAAUGUGGAAGCAGGAAUGGAGACUUAUCAGACCAGAUAAUGUUUUUCCAUCUUCUAUGGUCCAGUUUUGGUGAGUCUGUGUGAAUUGUAGCCUCAGUUUCCUGUUCUUAGCUGACAGCAGGAGUACCCGCUGUGGUCUUCUGCUGCUGUAGUCCAUCUGCAUAAAAAGAAACCAAAGAGAGGUCCCACUCUGACACAAAACCCAAAAUCCAGAGAAAAACAGAACGACACUGCGGCUGCAGCCCGAACAGAGGGCUGGAGUGACGAGUGAGGGGCAACAGACUGCAGAAGGGGCAAAAGAGACGCCCGCUUGGACUGGAAAAGGGGAACUUCAGAAGGUUUUUUAGUGACAGAGCAGCAGGAACAGGGGAACCGUCAUAACCGUUGUGUUUUGGCUGCUGUGUCUCACAUUUCAUUUUCAGGAGGAGCCACACAGGAGCGAGUCUGAGGAAUCAAAAAGUGAUCUGAAAUGAGUUGAAGUCAACUGAAAUGUUGGGAAACGAGACUUUUGCCUGAAGGCGAUGAGAUGAUGGGCAGCUGAACACAGGAACCUCCUCGCCGCUUCCCCUCCCCCGAGCAGAGAUGGAGCUCCGCCGUCCUGAUGCUCCUCCUGAUCCCAGGGCUCCUCUCUGAGGUGGUGGUCCAGCAGCCCCCCAUCGUCUUUGCCGCCGUGGGGCAGGACGUGCUUCUGCCCUGCGUGCUUCAGCUCUCCGGCCAGAGCCUGAAGACCAACCCUGUGUUCUACUGGACUAGGGGCACCGAGAGCGUGUCGCCGUCCUCCCACGUUCAACAGCCGGGCAGCGAGCGGACGCCCACAAACCAGCCCCUGUUCCUCAGAGGCGUCAGGUGGGCCGACAGCGGGAGCUACCUCUGUAAAGUGUCGGUCCGGACGGAGCAGGGGGGCAGCUUCAGGAGGAACGGGAGCAGAACCAAGCUUCUGCUGUACGACAACUUGCUCUUUGAGCGCUGCCGGCUGGACCAGGCUCUGCUCUGCUGUGAAGGUAAAGUGACGCAGGACGCCGCCUUCUCGCUGUCCAUCUUCCAUGAUGGACAGAGACUCCAAGCAGCCGGCCCUGCAGCCGCAGAUGCAGACGCAGACGCAGCUCAGGCCCAGCCCUUCACAUUGUCCAAGGGCGUCGCUCUGCAGGGGGCCGGGAGGUACGAGUGCCGGCUGCUCCUCGGAGAAGGUCUGAUGACCAAGAGCCUCUUCAUCCUCAACGACACGGAGGCAGGAGGAGGCGGAGCCAACACAACAUCAGCAUCUUCAAACCUCCCCGCUGUGGGCGUGUACCCGGAGCCGUGGCUGCUGUACGGCGUGCUGCUGCUGGUUCCCGUCAUCGUGCUGCUGGGCCUGGUGACCGCCAUGCUGACGUGCAGAAGAGGAGAAGACUGAAGGAGGCCUCCUCUGAGGGACCCCGGCUCCUCAGCAGCUGAACCUGUGGAGCGUGUCGCGGUCUGCUUUACCUCCAAGCAAGCUCACCAACAAACGACAGACAGCCAAACAUAAACAACAAACAGCUUUUGUGUUUAAGCGCCGCCGCCAUCCACGAGAAACGCAGACGCCUCUCCACAAAGACGCAGACCGAAACCGGGAAGGAGGAGCCAACCGCCCUGCUCUCACGCCAACCGACUUCCUGCCGCUCUGAGAGCAGACUUUAAAGCAGACAUGUUGGAUGCUGACCUCUGACCUUCUGCUGGGGUCCAGACCUCUCUGUGUGGGACCGCUGAGGGUCUUCAUCCGCGUGUCGGGUUAUGAAAUGAUCUUCAACCACAAAGAGGCCAAAUCAAGAAACAAGAUGUAAAAAAAAGUCAGAUAGUAAAAUAAUCCAAAAAAUAUGAACACACAAGGAAUCCACACAAGUUUGUGUUCGCUGUCUGAUGCAUUUGUACUUUCAUUUGUUUGUGAGAAAUUAAAAAGUGUAACUGUUUUAUGGGAAUCAAAUAAAUAAACAAAAAACAAAUGAA